Molecule: messenger RNA, 1150 nt
Organism: Trifolium pratense (red clover)
Lineage: Eukaryota; Viridiplantae; Streptophyta; Magnoliopsida; Fabales; Fabaceae
Product: transcription factor NAI1-like
Exons: 4
Coding region: 268-840 (190 amino acids)
Molecular function (GO): protein dimerization activity
Source: RefSeq, a predicted model, not a curated record
UGAUGAUGAAGUAUCUCCACACACGCCACCAAACUAGUCUCCUCACAACCUCAGCUACCACCCUUCUUCACUCUGUCUGUAUUUCUUCUUUCCAUCAUUCUUUCAUUCUCUCUCCCUUAUUAAUAACCCCACCUCUUAUCCACAAUAUCCUUUCAAUCUUCCACACACUCACCUAGCUUACAUAAUUUAUUUUUCACACAAUAAUUAAAACAAAAUUAUAUAUUAUAUAUAUCAUUUUUAAUAUUCUAGCAUAUUUACCACAAAUUAAUGGAGGAGUCUGGAGAAAAUUGGCCUUUUGAGUCUGAUUUGGUAAUUGGUGAUGAUGUAAUUUUUGAAGAUGGAGAUCAAUCUGAAUCUGUGUGUGGUGAUAGAGAGAUUAAGGAGAAAUUGAUGGCACUUUCAGCCACCAUAGGCUUAAACAAGAUGGACGACACUACAAUCCUAGACAAAGCUAAAGACUAUGUGGAAAACCUUCAAGAACGUGUGAAAGAGCUAGAACAAGAAAGUGGAUCCAACAUCAACAUGUGUAACAACAAAAGGACACAAAAUGUGAACUCAAAUGAAUACAGUUGUGGAACAGAUGACAAUCUUCCCGUGGUCCAAGCAAAAGUGUUACAAAGGGAAGUUCUUGUCAUGAUCCAUUGUGAGAAACAAAAUGGUGUCAUACUCAAAAUAUUGACCCACCUUGAAAAUCUUCAUCUUUCAGUAGUUAAUAGUAGUGUCCUGCAAUUUGGAAAAUCCAACCUUAACAUCACCAUUGUUGCGCAGAUGGGUGAUGGAUACAAGAUUACAGUGGAUGAAUUAGUGAAAACCCUAAGAUUAGUGAUCUCAACACAAUAGCAUGUGCUAUAGUUACGUAUGAAACAAGUCAUGUAGUACUACUAGUAGUUGUAAGUAAUUCUGUUAAUUAAAUUGCAGUUCAAGUUGGGGUAUCUCAUUCAUUAUACGUGUAGAUCCAUUUUAAUCUUAAUUAAACUGCAAGAAUUAACUGUUGCAUGUUGUCUUAUUCAGAAAGUGCCACCACAAUUUGGGGGAGAACUUCAUAUAUAUAUUGUACUAGUAGUAGUGGUAUGAGUAAAAAAUUACAUUGUACUUUCUCUCUGAGAAAUUCUUAUUAAUUUCUUAUUUAUGCAUUGUAUUUUUUUAUAUA